UUCGGGAGGAAGAAGAAGAGAAAAAGCAGUGUCCAUCUGCCCAACUUUCUCCGCCCCACACCCCCCCCCCCCCCUCUCUCUCUCUCUCUCAUCAUUCGAACAGACAGACACACAACAGUCACAACAGCAGAGCAAUGCUACGGUGAUACUGCUAUAAACUGCAUGCGAUCACAAAUUCGAUCAAGCACCAAAACCGUCGCGAUGCUUUUCAGACGACCACCCAAACCAGGAGAAAACCCCGUUGACUCCGCCUCCUCCUUGUCCUCUCCUUCUCCGAUGCCAUCCCCAUCCUCCUGUCUCUUCCUCUCCAACCCCUGUUGCUCUCUCCGCCCCUCCUCCAUCCUCAUCCCCGUCUUCCAACUCCACUUCCCAACAAACACCCAAAUCCAAAAUCACUCUCAAAACCCCAAUCCAAUCACCGACCUGGAUAAGAAGUCGUUCAUGGUGGCCACGGGGGAGCUGUUCCUGGGAAUCGCGUCUUGGUUCGUGAAACCCAGAGUUAGAAAUGGGCGUGGAGUUGUUGAGAGGGAGAAGUAUUUUUGGCGGGGGAGGAAGGAGGGGAUUUUGGCGGUGGUUGAGGAUGAUAAGGAUGUGGUUUGGGAGAGGAGAGAGAAGGACGUGGAGGCGGAGGAGGAGAGAAGGCGGAGGAAGGCGGUGACGACGAGUCCGGGGUUUAGCUUCGCUGCGGCUGGGCUUUUGUUUCCGUACUAUCUGGGGGUUGCGCAGUUGCUUCUUGACAAGGGUUACAUUAAGGACACAACACCAUUGGCUGGUUCGUCUGCUGGCGCUAUUGUGUGUGCUGUAAUCGCCUCUGGAGCUAGUAUGCAAGAGGCUUUGAAAGCUACCAAAAUAUUGGCUAAAGAUUGCCGGCUGAGAGGAACUGCAUUUCGGCUUGGGGCUGUUCUAAGAGACGUUCUAGACAAGUUUCUGCCAGAUGAUGUGCAUACUCGAUCCAAUGGCAGGGUUCGUGUUGCUGUAACACAGAUACUUUGGAGGCCUAGAGGCUUGCUGAUUGAUCAGUUUGAAUCAAAAGAAGAUUUUAUUAAUGCUUUGUUUACUUCAUCCUUCAUCCCAGGAUAUCUUGCUCCAAGACCAGCUACAAUGUUUCGGAAUAAACUUUGCGUUGAUGGGGCUUUGACAUUGUUUAUGCCACCCACGUCUGCAACUCAGACGAUUCGCGUUUGUGCAUUUCCAGCCAGUCGAUUGGGAUAUGAAGGGAUUGGUAUUAGUCCCGAUUGCAACCCUGAAAAUAGGGCUACUCCCAGAGAGCUUUUCAAUUGGGCACUAGAGCCAGCAGAGGAUCAUAUUCUUGAUAAGCUAUUUGAGGAUGGAUAUUCAGAUGCAGCUGUCUGGGCCAAACAGAACCCAGUCGAGGAAAUAGUGCAAGAGGAUCAACCGCACAUGGAGAACGAUGCAGUUUCAUAGCACAGUUCCUCUAUAAUUUCAAUCUGGUUCGAAUUGAAGAGAGAGACGUGUGAAGACACAAACCGUUCCACCCUUUUUGCAUCCGAAAACAUCGACAUAGUAUAAUGUAAAAUACAAAUUCUGCUAGCCUUUUUUUAGCUUUUCUUAGCAGUCUAGUUGUAACAAUGUUGGGGUGGUGUCGAUAAACAAGAAGAAAAGCUUAGUGUAGAAGACCAAGUUCCUCGAUAUAAAUUCAUUUCAAGUUUAGCUUC
This is a messenger RNA of Rhododendron vialii, 1676 nucleotides long. RefSeq lists its product as uncharacterized. The record is from RefSeq and is a predicted model, not a curated record. Gene Ontology annotation, biological process: lipid homeostasis; triglyceride catabolic process. NCBI's taxonomy places the organism in Eukaryota, Viridiplantae, Streptophyta, Magnoliopsida, Ericales, Ericaceae. Gene Ontology annotation, molecular function: triacylglycerol lipase activity. Bases 163 to 1425 code for a protein of 420 amino acids. Gene Ontology annotation, cellular component: membrane; lipid droplet; cytoplasm. The transcript has 7 exons.